AUGGACCGGUCCUGCGACGACUUACGAGAAUCCCAGAAUCCAAGAGCAGCAGCAGGGCAUCUAGUAGAUGAAAUACAAGGAUACGCCCCAACAGUGGAGUCCAUCGUCAAUGCGGUAGUUUUCGGUUCCGAGCGAAACAAGACGUACGAAGAGUUGGCCACGUUCGUGGACACCUUUGGCGCGAGGUUCACUGGCAGCGACACGCUUGAGAGAAGCAUAGACUACAUGGUUGAGCUGCUGAGAAGCCGGAACCUUGAACAAGUGCACACGGAGCCAGUGGAAGUGCCACGCUGGAUUCGAGGAACAGAGAAGGCCUGGAUGACGGCGCCUCGACGAAAGAGGCUCGCCAUUUUGGGACUAGGGUUCAGUGCAAAGACAGCCUGUAGAGGUCUUACUGCGGAAGCCCUGGUCGUCGACUCAUUUCAAGAGUUGCAGGAGAAUCGCGAUAAGGCCAGGGGAAGGAUCGUCGUCUUCAACCAGAAGUUCGUCUCCUACUCCCGGUCGAAGGAGUACAGGUUGCGAGGCCCUGCUGUGGCAGCAAAUCUAGGCGCUGUCGCAGUCCUGGUGCGGUCCUUGACUCCAUUUUCAAUAGGGUCUCCUCACACCGGGUACACCGUGUUCUUUCCGAAUGAAACCAGCAUACCCGCCGCGUCCGUCACCGUGGAAGACGCCGAGUUGCUAAAGCGGCUGCAGAACAGAGGCGUUACAGUCUCCGUCAAGUUGGUCAUGCGCAACAAGAAUCUCUCUUCCGGAAUCUCUCGAAACACCGUAGCGGAAAUUCGCGGAAGAGAGAAACCUGGAGAGGUUGUCAUAAUCAGUGGCCACCUGGACUCGUGGGACGUCGGCCAGGGUGCUAUGGAUGACGGUGGAGGCGCAUUCAUAUCUUGGCGAGCCCUGGAUGUUCUGCAUCAACUUGGACUACGAUCACGACGCACUAUCCGCUCUGUACUGUGGACUGCAGAGGAGAUGGGAAUGGUUGGAGGCAAGCAAUAUUACAGGGCGCAUAUGGACGAGAAGGUUGAACGCAUAAACAUCGCAAUGGAGUCUGAUACAGGUACAUUCAAACCAAAGGGCCUCGCGUUUAGUGGACACAGCGAGCGGGCAAGAUGUAUCAUUGCAGAAGUGCUUCGGCUAUUCAGCAGUAUCGAAGCUACGUUACUGAAGACGGGAGCGGCGGCACCUGACCUUGUUUCCUGGUACCUCGUGGGUGUACCUGUGGCUUCAUUGUCCACAGAUAACACCCAAUAUUUUUACUUUCAUCACUCGGAGGGGGACACUAUGACCAUCCAGGACCCGAAGAAUCUGGAUCUCUGUACUGCACUGUGGGCAGGUGUCGCAUAUGUCCUUGCUGACCUAAGCGAAAGUCUGCCUAGAAAAUAA
Messenger RNA from Dermacentor silvarum, 1380 nucleotides. Its product is annotated as carboxypeptidase Q. Bases 1 to 1380 code for a protein of 459 amino acids. Gene Ontology annotation, molecular function: metallodipeptidase activity. The record is from RefSeq and is a predicted model, not a curated record. The transcript is spliced from 5 exons. Gene Ontology annotation, biological process: peptide catabolic process; proteolysis. NCBI's taxonomy places the organism in Eukaryota, Metazoa, Arthropoda, Arachnida, Ixodida, Ixodidae.